AUGCCCGGAAGAGGACUAUUAGGUAGAGGAAUAAGCAGCAACCUGUUUGGAGUGUUGAAACAUGAUGCAGCUCAGGCAGUUGGAGAUGCCUUUGCCGCAAAGGCAGCAAUACCAUACAGUUCUGAGCAAGCCAGUUUUAGGGGUAGAGGGACAGCUAUCGAGCAUCCAUGCUCCAACGUUGAAGAACUGGCAGCUGAAGUGAAGGGAUUGGAGUUAGGACGAGCAUUGCUGGGAAGGAGCAGAGUUUUCCAUCAUUCGCCAAUUCUUUCACCCGGAGACAGGAGAUUUACUCUCAGCGAGGCUGUCACUGGAGCGCUAGAGAAAGGGAGUCGAGGGGAGCCAGUCAUGAAGAAGGGGUCAUCAGGAACAUCUAUACCUCUGGCAGUAAACCUUACCAAAAUACAUUGUCAAAAUGAGGCAGUUUAUCAGUACCACGUCACCUUCAGUCCUAAUAUAGAAUGUCGGAAUAUCCGCUAUGGAAUGUUGAAGGAGCAUCACCCAGUUACCGGCAAAACUACGGCUUUUGAUGGCAGCAUACUCUACCUGCCUGUCAAACUGCCUGAGGUGGUGGCUCUGAAAUCGCAAAGAAAAACUGAUGGCAUGGAAGUGGACAUGAAGAUUCAAUUGACCAAGAUCCUCCAACCAAACUCUGACCUCUGCAUCUCCUACUAUAAUGUGGUAUUAAGAAGAGCUAUGAGGCUUUUGGAAUUAAAAUUAGUCGGACGAAAUUUCUAUGACCCAACAAGCGCGAUUGUUCUUCCUCAGUACAGGUUGCAGAUAUGGCCAGGAUACUCUGCAAGCAUUCGAAGAACAGAUGGAGGAUUAAUGUUACUUGUUGAUGUGUCCCAUAAAGUAAUUCGUAAUGACUCUGUCAUUGAUAUUAUGCAGGCUAUAUACCAAAAGAGCAGUGAAAAUUUCCAGGAUGACUGUACAAAGCAGUUAGUGGGCAGCAUUAUCAUGACCAAGUAUAAUAAUCGCACGUACCGCAUUGAUGACAUAGACUGGGACAAAGCCCCAACAAGCUACUUCCGGAUGGCAAAUGGCAGAGAGAUUACCUUCUGUGACUAUUACAGCCAAGCCUAUGGGAUUACCAUUCAGGAUUUGAACCAGCCUCUCCUUGUAUAUCGACCUAAACAGAAGUAUGGACCACAGGGACAGCCUAUCCAAAGUGAGAUCCUCCUUGUACCUGAGCUGUCUUUCAUGACUGGGAUCCCUGAUCAGAUGAGGAAGGAUUUCCGUGCAAUGAGGGACCUGGCUGUGCAGAUCAACCUGACUCCAGAACAACACCAUAUGGCUUUACGAAAAUUGCUGGACAACAUCAAGAAAAAUGCCAUUGUCCAAGAAGAACUGGCACAUUGGGGGCUUGUCAUAGAUGAAGAUAUUUAUAAGACGGAAGGAAGAAUUUUACCUCCAGAAAAGAUCAUAGUACGGUACAAAUCGUUUCCAAGUGGGACUGAUGUUAACUGGUCGAGAGAGGUUGCGCGGGAGAAAGUGAUAUCAGCGGCCAUGCUACACUGCUGGGCUCUCUUGUACACCAAGCAAAGUGCAACACAUGCCAAGGAUCUAGUCAGCUUCAUGUCAAAGGUGGCAGAACCCAUUGGAAUGACCUUCCAGCAGCCUGCAUACAUCGAGCUGAAGGACGAUCGCACCCAGACCUAUGUCCGAACUCUCCAAUCCUACCUGGGGAGUAAUGGUUCAGUGAAGCUUGUGGUAUGCAUAGUGACAGGCAACCGUGAUGACCUGUAUCAUGCCAUUAAGAAACUCUGCUGUGUGCAAUCUCCUGUCUCCUCGCAGGUGAUUAAUGUGAGGACAGUCUCUCAGACUGUUAGGAUGAGAAGCAUCUGCCAAAAGAUCCUGCUGCAGAUAAAUUGCAAGUUGGGUGGAGAGCUGUGGGGUGUGGACAUACCACUGAAACAGCUGAUGGUGAUAGGAAUGGAUGUGUACCACGACCCUGUCAGGGGGAAGCAGUCUGUUGUUGGAUUUGUUGCCAGCAUGAAUAAGGCAAUGACCAAGUGGUUUUCGAAGGUUGCAUUUCAGAUGGCCAAUCAGGAAAUCAUUGAUGGAUUAAAGAUUUGUAUGGUGGCAUCCCUGAAGAAAUAUUAUGAGAUAAACCACUGUCUCCCUGAGAAAAUUGCUGUGUACCGCGAUGGAGUGUCUGAUGGCCAGCUCAACACUGUGACAGACUAUGAGCUUCCUCAGCUCCUAAAGUGCUUUGAGGUGUUCAGUGACUAUCACCCAAAAAUGAUGGUGAUUGUGGUGCAGAAGAGGAUCAGCACCAACCUGUAUGCAAAGGCAGCAUCGGGCAGGCUUGAGGUGCCACCUCCUGGAACUGUGAUGGACCAUACUGUCACCAGCAGGGAAUGGACUGACUUCUUCCUGUUGGCUCAUACUAUUCGUCAAGGCUGUGGAAUCCCAACACACUAUAUCUGUGUGUACAACAGUCUGAAGCUCAGCCCUGACCACAUGCAGAGGCUCACCUUCAAACUCUGUCACUUGUACUGGAACUGGUCAGGUACAAUCCGUGUACCUGCACCCUGCAAGUAUGCCCACAAACUGGCAUUUCUCUGUGGCCAAUCUCUGCACCAGGAGCCAGCUGCCCUUCUCUCCGAACUACUCUUCUACCUAUGAAGCUGCCAGGAAAUGCCUUUUGAGACCCAGAGAGGAAAGACUUUGGGCAUAGUGGCUGGGUGAGGGAGCAUUGGAAGUGGGAGUGGCUUUCCAGGGAGACCUUCUCAAAAUGGGAGCCCUUAUCACAAUUGGACAGAGAUUUAUUUCCCCUGAGACUUUAAUUAUUACAACUACAGAGGAAUUCUCUUAUUGAAGCAUUUUUUUGGUUUGUUUUUCAAUGACAUGUCGUUAACAUGCAGUGAGCUGCUGAAACGAGCAAAACUACAAAUGGCUUGAGCUGAUUUGAUUUGUACAUUUUGUUCAGUGUGUUAUUUAAUUUGUUUUAUUAGUUUGUACCAUUCAAAACAAGUGCUGGCAAUGACCCAUUUCUCCUACACCCUGAGGAAAUUUCAGGAAAUUUCUUGUGUGGGCUUGUCACUGAAUAAUGUGGCUUGUAUCAUUGUGCACUUGUUAUUCUGUUUUGAGAGAGGAUAUGUAAUUUGAAGACACAGUAGAGUAGCUUUAAUCAAAUUCUGGUUGAAAGAUGGAUCAAAGGAGGUGAAAGUGGAAAUAGAAGAAUUGAUUCCAAACAGUUUACCGUAUUCUGAGUAAAUGUUCAUUGUGAUUGCCCAAUUCCUCUAAUGUCUGCAGUCUCAGAACUGUGAGCCACCACUGUAAUCUGAUGGGAUAUCAUCUUUGCCCUAUGAAACUCUUCUAAUGAGGAGCAAACAGCAUUCUGUUUAACCACAAUAAAAACAGAAAAUGCUUAUGGCAUCCAGCAUGUCUGGUAGCACCUACAUCUCUCCAGAGACUUAAGUAGACUUAACAUUUCAGGACAGCUUUCCUCUUUGCAGAUGAUUCCUGUUCAGCAGUUUGUUUUUAUCUGAAUCGUGACCUGCAGGACAAGCAUACAGUAGUCCACCCAGCCUGUCUCUCUCAACCCUGAUAGUUCGUAGUAAAGACAGUCACCAGUCUGGAAGUCAUGGAUCUCUCUGGAAGUCAUGGAUCUCCCUGGAAGGACAACACAAGAAAAACCCAGGUCAAUGCACGAAAAGAAAAAUUCUACUCUUUCCUCCUUUGAAUCCAGUUGAAAUUAUUGUGACCCUGAUUAACACCUACUCCAGUGCAAGUUGACCUCCAGCCCAACUGAAGGAAUCCAGUGAGUUAGUAUUCACACAAUAAAGCAAAGUCUCAAUAUUCUAAUGAAAAGGAGAAUCUAAAGGUACCAGUCAUUCCUGUUUUAAUUUAAUGAAGAUAUUUAUUGCAGCCAGAUUGAUGUGAAAGAGACAGGUUAUUUGGGCCAAAUAGGUUUUCUGUACUUCUGACAUGAACAGUUCCGAAGCUGCUGCACGAGAGCUGCUUAUUCAAAAAAUCAGCAAAAAAUGGCAAAAUUUCAUUCCCAUUUCCUAGAGCUGUUGUUGAGUCUUCAGUGGAGUUUUCUGAUUUUUUUUUUUUUUGUAAUGAUCCCAUUACACUUGUACUUACAUUUGCUUGAAAUAAUGUUUGAAUUAUUUUCUUAGAAAACUAUUUAUGUCGAAUUGUGAUAUCCCUGAAAGGCAAAUCUUGUGUCCUGGGCAUCAUUGAAGAGGCCAGAUUGUAUUGCCCAUCGAGAAGCUGUUGGUGAGCUGCCUUCUUGAAUCUCUGCAGUCCAUGUGGUGUAGAUACUCCAAUGCUGUUAGGUAGGGAGUUCCAAGAUUUUAACCUAUGGCCAAGAUGUGGUGAACACUCCUGUUAUGUUGCAUAUUUGGUCCUGAUUCUGAUUUUGCUAAUGCAUCUCGGGUUCUUGAAUAAUGUGACAGGAACAGGUUCCUCUGUUCCUACUGCUGACUGAAAUUUCUAACACCGGUAACUUUGUUUAAUCCAGACAUGAUAAGUGAAGGAAACAGAGUUCUGCAAAAAUAAGGGUUUGAAUUCCUCAAGAAACACCAGUCAGACAUCUGAGUUGCUCAGUUGAACAGUACAGGGCAUUUCCAGCUAUGUAGGUGCUAUGUAGAAAUAAUUCCUUUUGUCUAUUUUACAAACUCUUUACCUUGAAGUAUUAACUUUUCAGACAGUGAUGGUUGAUUUAUGAGAUGAGUGAAGCUUGAGAGUAGCUCAAAUGUAUCCCACAUCAAUGCCAUCUUUUGAAAAUUCAAGAGUUGGAAUACAAGAUCCUGACACCAAGUCAGUCCUUUAGUUAGGUCACAGCUGAUCAAACUAUCAGUCCAUUUACCCUUUUUGGUUUCUUUUGUUAAUGCCUUUACCCAAUCAAAUUCUAUCAAUCUAUUUCUGAAUUCUUCAAUUGGCCAAACUGCUGCUUUUCUGAGGAAGACAGUUCCAGAUUUCCAUUGCCUUUCGUGUAAAGAAGUGCUGAUUGCACCCUUGGACAGUGUACCUCUAAUCUAAGUUCAUAUCCUUUGCACAGGACUCCUCAAUCCAGAGAAAGUACUUGCUGUGUAUCUGCCCUAUCAAUUCUCUUAAUCAGCCCUGUGAUUAAAUCACCCCUUAAUCUUCUAUAUUCUGUGGAUGAUACUCUGUACAGAAGUUGCCUUUCUGAAUUCAAUAAGAAUGAGUUGCUACCAGCUAAUUCAUACAAACAUGAAAUGGUAUUAUGGUAUUGGUUAUUUGUGACCACUUCAUCAGUGAGCAGACAACAUUGGAAGACUGAAUUAUUCCAUCAAAUUAAGUAAGCAUUGCUCUCUGGUUAGCUAAGGAGAAAUGCAUUCUGUCUUGAAUGUAUACUUCAUUUGAAUUUGUUUUGAUUGCAGCAAGGUAUGCUUGAAGGAAUAUUUAUGUGUUGCAUGUUCAAGCCAGGCUGAUUUUGGUAUCCUGUAGGCUGAAGGCAAAAUAAAACUGCUGUAAUCUUGAAUCCUUUUUGUUACCUCAAGUCUGCAGCACCCAUUCUUAGCAGUUGUGACUUUGUUCAGAAACCAGUGAUGCUUACUACAAGCUCGUGUGAGUCUGUCCAGUUCUUGUGAGAUUCCAAUCCUCAAUGUCAUGGGCCCAUUCUCAACUGGGACUGUUGAAAGUUCCAUAUACUUGAGAUAAUUGCACAUCUCCAGCUUAAUAUCAAUAGGCCAACUGUCAAUGUGACACAGUGAACUUGUGAAAUGCCGAACUUGCUCUGAAGCCAAGGUUUACUUAUGCUUUUUAAGUCUUCUGUCCAACUUGUAUCAAGUUUAACCCAGAGUCUGGAUUCUGGUUGCAGUACACUGUACAUGAAUCUGCACUUAACACUGUGCAAUCAUUGUCUAAAUGCAGAGUUUGAGUUAUAUUAAGAUGAGUCCAUAGCUGGCAAACGAGCUGGGCUUGUCUAAAACUCAUAGAUGAUUCCACAGCAGUCUUUCCUCACAGCUGCUCUGGACUUACUCUCUUUCACUUGCAUCACACUUGCCAGAGGCCAAAUAAAACAAAAUGUAAUUGAUGAAAUCUUUGGAGCCUCAAUUGAGAGAGAGAAUGAGAUCAGCUGGAACGACCUGUUUAUAUCGGAACAGUGUGUGGGUAAGGUUCCUGCUCAUCACUUGGGACCACCUACCCACUGCAGUGUUGUCCUGUGGAGACCCUUGCAGCUAGUUAAAGGAGGGAGGGUGGUUAUCUGAUUGACUGUGCUUUCGAUUGGCUGGUCUCUGGCACCAAGUUACUCAGUCUGUCACUAGAUUAAUUCAACUUUUGUCACUGUUGCUAGGCUCUGCUUCACUAACAUAAUCCUCUGGUUGUUGAUUACAUAAUUGACAACUGAUGACCAGCGGACGCUACUUGGCAACACUUCCAAUGCAUUGAAAUUGUGUAGCACAAACCAUCUUGGAACGACAGCCUACUUUCAGACCUCAGUCUGAUGGCAGGACAGACCAUUGUGUUUGAUGCCACUGCAGGUUGGAGGUGCUAAUCUUCUCAACAAGCUAUCCAGAGCAGCCAAGAGAUGAUAGUUAUGUUCCCAUAUCUUUUAGCAAUAGGAAAGGACUUUUGCAAAGGAGUUUGUGCAAUUGUCUGGAAUCCUGCAGCACAACGGAAAGUCAUUUUGACCCAUCUUACAGGAAUUGUCAAGCUAUUCCUCCUCUCUCAAUGUUCCUUGGGUCUGUGAAUGUUUGAUUUUGAAGUGUUUAUCUAUUUGAUUUUGGCAGUUACUAUUGGACUUUAUAUCACCUCUUUAAGCAGCUCGUUCUUGAUCACAAGCAUGUUUGUUAAAAAAAGAUCUUUGCACAUUCCCCUUCUGGCUCCUUUUGCCCAUUAUCUUAACCAGUUCUUGAUGUACAAAUCCAUAGGCAUGCUCCCAAAGUAAGCCAUCAGCUGCCCAUUGGGAUGAGUCUCCCUCUGUGGUAUGUAUCUGCAUGUUCAAUAUGAUCUGCUGCCUUCUGACAAAGCAAUUGUUCUUGCCUUCUUGUGGCUUGGCCCUGAAGUUUGCGCAUAGGCAGUGAAAGUCUGUUUAAAACUGCUAUUCCAGAUUGUCUGGUAUGCCACAGAAGGAGCUACUUUUUAGAAUAUUUUGUCAAGUCGAAAGAGAGCAUCUUUUAAUUUCUUGGCACAGUGCAAAAAUUGGGGUCCAAAUUCAAGAUACAUUUGCAGACCCAGGUUUCAAUCGAGAAAUGAAAAAAUAAACUGCAAUCAGGAGACUGACUGUGAAACUAUUGAAGCAUAGUCAAAAUCACCGGUUCACUGAUGUCCUUUACGGAAGGAAAUUUGUCAUCCUUGUCUGUUCUGGUCUACAUGUGACUCCAAACCCACAGCAAUGAGUUUUCUCACUUCCGUCUUAAGACAUCGAAGAGAGCUGACCAAUUCUGACCUUGCUAAUGUUAUUUGCAUUCUUUAAAAUAAAUGUGAAAUAACUGAGAGGAGUUUCACUAGUUGAGCCAAAAUGCUAUUUCUUGUCUACUACCACCACCCUAGGCUGGCCCAUUCCUUGGGAAAAUGAGAGCAGUGCUUUAAGUCCCACAGGAUUUUGCAAGGGCAUCCUCAAAACAAUAGGCUUCAUAAUUGUCUCAUUUGUGACCAUAUGACAUGUUGGUGAAGGAUGGAGUGGAAUAAUGACAGUGAGAAACCUGGCCACUUCAUAUUUUUGAAAGAGAGAACUUUAUAUUUUGCACAGAUCUUGGAGUUAAACCACUUGCACUGGAUCAUAGAUAAAAGACAUUUUUUGGCUGUCUCCAGAUUCCUGGUAGCUUAGCAUAAAUUUGUUCCCAGGUUCAAAUUAAAUCAAGUACUUAAAUAGACUGACACCUUUCUGAAUUGGCAAUUUGAAUGUUUGUGUACUGGACUUGGAAUUAACAUGGGUAGAUUGCUCUUCCAUAGUAUCUUUUUCAUGAGCUGUGACUGUGGCAGUGGGUCGAAGGACAUUCUGUACAUGGUAAUACUAAACAACAACCUGUUCAGAGUGUGAAAUCUAAUCUGGUCUUUUCCAAUUAUUCUCGUGCAUCUGAUGAACUUGAUACAGUGAUAAGUCACAGUGUGGCCAUAGGGCUGUGCCAUGCACUCACCUGUUUACCUGCCUUCCCAGAUAUAUAAUUGUGGUAGAACCUGGUAUACAAUCCGUGUCCUUGUUUUUCUACCACUUGCUCUGCUCCUUGGAUACUGCCUAAAACCACCCCUUCCUCUCCUAAAACUUCAUUAGGUAGUUCAGUGCCAAACUUUGUCUGAAUAAAUGCCGUGAAGUGCUUUGCAUAUUUAAUGAUGUGAAGGCUGCGACUUGAAUGCAACUUGCUGAUCUCUGGCUUGACAUUGCAAUUAAUUUUACCCAUAUCAUAAUAAAGUGAGGUUUUUGGGAAAACAUUUUUAUGUUUGAGUUUCAGAUGUUACCAGUAUUUGAAAGCUGAGAAAUACAGACAGCUUUUGUUUAAGAGAAUGACUUCUUGGUCCCCUUGACUCUAUUCUCCUGAACCCCCUACCCUCUUGAUGUGCAUAUUUGUUUACAUGAUCAUUGAGUCCCUCCUUUUCAUGUGUUCCUCAAAAAGCUCAAUGUUUACUCUUCUGUUUUUGGUGUCACUCCCAUUUCUAAUCAUUACUCCCAGCAUGGUCUUGGCAUACAUUGUCAGCUCUGCAGAAGAACAUAUGAAUUGUGAAAUGUGCCAGGUCCAUUGAAAUGGAGUUUUUCCAUCCUCACAAUCAAAUAAUGCGAUACUAGACUAGUUAUUACUGAUAGUCUACACUGACACCAGUGUAGACACCAGUGGUAAAGCUUUGGGAAUUCUCACUUGUUCUUUCCAAGCAUGUCACGGUCAGGGCAUCAUCUCUCCACACUGCUCCCUCCUGCAAAUUCCUGUAUACAUCUGUCUACUCAGAUUCACAUGUUCCCAAGACAUGCAACAUUGUGAUUUUUUUGCCAUUUAUCCCUCUGUGACCUUAAUACAGUUUUUAAGCAAGAGUAGUCCAUUCAGCUCUUUGAACCUUUUCAAUCAUUCAGUAUGUCUGUGGCUGAUCCCCAGAUGCACCUUCAACACAAUCCUCAUUGUGUUUAUUCCCUUAUUCCCUUAGUAUCCAAAGAUCUAUUGGUCGUUGACUGAGUGUCCACAAGUCUCUGGGCUAGGAUUGUCCAAAUGCUCACCAUCCUGAGAACAAUGUUAAUUCUCCUCAUUUCAACUCUAAAUCAUCGACCUGUUAUUUGACAAUUGAGCUCUCAUUUUAGUCUCUGCAGCCAUGGGAAUAUGUCACAUGAGUGUUUACCCUAUUGAGGCAUUUCAAAAUAUUAUGUUUCGAUUAAAUCACCUCUCAUUCUUCUAACUUCUCAAACAUCAUCAGAGUCUACAAAACAUCCCAUUGUAGGACAGGCUCUGAGUUCCAAAUUGUCAGUCUGGUAAAGCUCAGUCCCAAACCAUCUAAAACAAGUGUAUCCUUCAAUAGAUAAGGAGACCAAAACUGUGCACACUACUCCAACUGUGACCUCAUGUGGAGCUUGACAUUUUCGGUUAGAAUUCUUCACUCCAGUCUCUUAGUAAUCAAGGAUGUCAAAAUGUUUUCCUCAUUGAAUCUGAGAAGGUAGAAUGAAUUGUGGCUCUCAAAAGAGAACUGAAGAGGAAAACUGCAGGGCUACGGGGAAAGAGUUGAUACCAGGUGAAUUGCUUUUGCUGGGCUGAAUGUCAUCCUCCUUUGCUGUGAUUUGAUUACUUGCUAUAUCUGUUUGUUAACUUGGAGAUUUAUGUGCAACAGCACUAGGGUCCCACUAAGCACAAACUUUUUCGCGUCUUCAAGCAUUGAUUAAGUAUUAUACUUCCUGUUUUUCCACUUAAGUGGGUAACUUCACACAUUUCCACAUUAUAUUCAUCCACAUGCCAUUCUUACCUAUGUGUUUAAUCACUCUUUCUUUACAAAUUCCUCAUUGUGCAAAGUUAGAUGAGAAUUUAAGCUAUUAACAAACUCUGACAUUUGGCUUCUUCUUCGCCAUUAUGGAUUUGGAUUGGAAAUAGCUGAGGCUCAAGUCAUUGUAUCACAAAUGACAACCUGUCAAUCUGAUAAUGACCACUUCAUGUCUAUUAGUCAGGCCUCAAUCAGUGUUAAACAAUUGCCUUCAAUUCCAGAAUCCUUAUUUGGCAUUUCUAUUUCAUGUGGCACAUCAUGAAAUGAUUUUCAAAAUGCAAAUAUAUUCAUUGCCACUUGCCUACACUACUGGUUACUGCAUCAAAUUGCACGAGUUCUUAAAACACCACUUUUCUUUCAUAAUUCUGUAUUGAAUACCAGGAUAUAGUUUUCUGAUUGCCGAGAUGCCACGAUGCUUAUAAUAGAUUGGAGCAUUUUGCCGAUUACUGCUGCCACAUUUAUUGGCCCAUUGUACCCUGUUUUUUCACUCUUGUUUCUUGAAUAGCCACAUUCCAUUUAUUCUGCUGCCCAUGUCCGAACUUACACCAGGUCUUUUGAAGCAGCCCCCAGACUUGGUGACCAACAUAGUCUCUGUCAAGUAGCAUCUCAAUUUUAAACUUCUCAUCAUUGUUCUUACAGACCUUCGUGAGAUAAUCUUUGGCAUCUCCUCUAGCGUGACAACCCUUCAAGGUGCCUGUGGCGCUCGAAAUCUGGAGCAUCCCAAAUGUUCAUCCCUCCACUGUGGCUGUGCCUUCCUAUCUCUGUCUUCUAUUUCCCUUUUCUUUUUAAGACCCUCAUUAAAGCAUUCUUCAGUAAUCUGCCCUGUUAUCAUCUUGUGUUGUUCAGUGUCGAACCCUCUUUUCUAAUGUCCCUUUGAAAUGGUUUGGGACUUUUCGUGACAUUAAAGAGUCUAUAUAUAUACAAUAUGUUCUUGGUGCUUUUUGCUUCCUUCCAAUCAGGAGAUUGUUCUCGAAUCUACACCAUUUUAGAAGAUCGCAUCCAAUGCAACCAGUCUCUAAAGACUUCUCUUACAACUUGAGGACAUUGCCCAUCAGGUCCCAGGGAUAUGACAGCUAUUCAUCUUAUUAAUUUUUCUAGUACCAUUAUUUUAAUAAUGUCAAUUUCUCAAUCUUGAUAAACUAUUAGUUUCCCACCAAUUUCCAAACUGUUUUUCCUCUCUUUGUUUUAUUGUUGUGCUGCAAGUACCUAUGUUUGAUUCACUCAUGCCCUCUCAACAUUGUAAAUAGCCCCAGUAAUCCUCUAAAGGUGUAAUCCCCACUAUCUGUUGUAGUUCACUGAGCACAGCCAUAAAUCUGAGGUCUGGUUUCUCUCAUGUGCUGAUAGCCAGCAUCAUCUCUCUCCAUCCUUUUGCUGAGAGUUGCUGGUCUAAUGUCUUAAAUAAGCUUGCACUUUUUCUAGGUAAACAUUGAAGAACAUACAGUUUGACUUGUCCAUGCUAGUCCAUCUGUUCGAAAAACUACUAUCCAGUCUUCUUUCCUUUGAGGUUUAUGUAUGCACCUUAAUUAUUUCAACAGACAAAGGCUGUUCAUCCUGCUGGCCCUUGGAAAGAGUUAGUGAUUAGAUUUGAUCUUUCACAAAUGAUUCCUUCAGAAAUAUUUACGGCCUCAUUUUUUUUUAAGUCAUUAUUUAAUCUGCUUUGACACUGACCAUGCUCCCUUAUCUUCACCAACUUUUAUUACUUGUUAUUUACAGUCAGAUAACAUAACUAUUGAGCCACACCUUAACAUUGCAACAGCCUCAUCCAUCUGUGUAAAUAAGUGACAGAUUUUACUGGGUCGCUGGUUGAAAGAGGACAGGUUGUCUCUUAUCUUGGUUUGUCAACCAAGUGCAAACUCUUUGUGAAAGAAGAAAACAAUAUGAGCUCUACUUCAUCCUCCAUUUUAAGUCAGACAAGAAGCUGUAAAGUAGGAACUCUUGGUCCUGCACCCUGACUACUUUGUAAGCUCUCCUACAGACCAUUCAUAGCCACUGUCUGUUGGAUUUCUCAACUGAGUGUGUGCGAGGGUGCGACCAUUUUGGCAUCGCUUUGCUUUGAAAGUUUGUAACAUUAUGCAUGGCUUUGUGAGACAAACUAGGGGUAAGUUUCUCCCCACCCCCACCGGCAGGAGUUUGGAUAUCUGAGGGGACAGAUUUAAAAUCAGUUUUAAAAAGAGAUAGGAGGAAAUGAGACUUUCUUUUUGCUGCUGUGAUUUGUGAUGACCUCAAUGAGGGCAGUUGAAGCAAAUUAAAGAGUAAUUUGUCAAAGGACAUUGAAACUGAACAAUGCUUGACUCUGGGCUACGAAGUGGGGGAGCAGGAUUAAUGAAAAAGUUGUUUCAGUAGUGCCAAAGAUUUAAUUCAUAAGUUGUCACUGUGAUGGUUCAGCUUCACCUUCGUCCAGUGAAGAAAUUCCAGUGUAUUUGGGAUUCAGUGACCUGUCGCCACUCCCGCAAUACCCAGCAGCAGCCUUGUUGCCCCAAAGCUAUAGCGAUUCCUUGCACUGCAGUGUCUGGACUUCAAAGUCUUAAUGUUUUGAGUCCAGUCUUUCUCAUGGUCUUGUUGUCUCCAGUUUGAUCUGACUCAGCUGCACGUGACAUUUACCAGUUCCCUCAUUGCCACCAAAUCUGACUCUCAUUUGGUGUCCAGUUUUCUGUGGCCCUGGCCUCUUGGUUAUUUUGUGAGGAGUGUUGUAGAAAUUUGUUUG
This is a messenger RNA of Rhincodon typus (whale shark), 12574 nucleotides long. RefSeq names its product piwi-like RNA-mediated gene silencing 2 (gene piwil2). NCBI's taxonomy places the organism in Eukaryota, Metazoa, Chordata, Chondrichthyes, Orectolobiformes, Rhincodontidae. Gene Ontology annotation, cellular component: P granule. Bases 1 to 2628 code for a protein of 875 amino acids. Gene Ontology annotation, biological process: regulatory ncRNA-mediated gene silencing. The record is from RefSeq and is a predicted model, not a curated record. The transcript has 21 exons. Gene Ontology annotation, molecular function: piRNA binding; protein binding.